ACAGACUUCACGCAUCAGAGAACCACGCUCAAUCAGCAUGUUUUAACUGUCGACUUCAGUCAGAGAGGCCCCUUGGCACCACUGAGAACAGAUUGGAGGGGGAAAACACAUCUCUGUACCAAAAGACAAAACUUUUCCAUCCAUUCGGGUUCUUGCAUCUUCUUUGAGGGACAGAAACAUGGCUCCUUAUCUCAGCAUGAGCAGGAGUUUGGUGUGGCGUUGGCCGUUAGCAGGGUGUUUAACGCGUACGCUUCUCUUUGUGCUGCUGUGUGCACCAGCUCUCGCUCAGCUGGAUUUGAACAGAUUAGAUGGCGACACCGUGUGCCCAACCAUGAAGAAUGGGCAAGACGACCUUCCAGGAUUUGAUCUGAUGACACAGUUUCAGUUAGACGUGAUCCCAAUAAGAGGUGUCAGAAAGGUAGAAGGUUCCACUCCCUUCCAGGUGGCGUACAGACUCGACCGCGAGGCAAACUUCCAGAUUCCAACCAGGCUGAACUUUCCAAGGGGAUUCCCAGAUGAAUAUUCCUUCAUGACCACCUUUCGUAUGACAAAGAACACUGUGAACAAGGUGUGGAACAUCUGGCAAGUAGUGGAUGAAGAUGGUUUGAAGCAGGCAGGUAUGCACCUCAACGGAGACCAACAGGCCCUGGAGUUCUUCCUCACCACGAUGGAAGGAGACAUCCAGACCGCCACCUUUCCGGGUCUUUCUGUGCUCUUCAACACCAAAUGGCACAAGGUAAUGGUCGGUGUGGAGAAGGAACUGGUGACACUGUAUGUGGACUGCCAACCGGUGGACCAGAAACCCAUCAAGAGGAAAGGAUACGUCAACACGGAUGGAGACACUUUGAUUGGACGACUGGAUUCUGAUCCUAACACAUCUGUCGUGUUUGAGUUGCAGUGGAUGCUGAUUCACUGUGACCCAAAGAGAGCUCAGAGAGAGAACUGCACUGAACUUCCACGCGCUGAGCCAGAUCCCAAGCCGAUCCCUGGUCCCCCCGGCCCUGAGGGUCCUGAGGGGCCUCGUGGACACCCGGGUGAUGAUGGUCAAGAUGGGAGAGAUGGUGCUCCGGGCAUCCCAGGCACUCCAGGAGCUCUAGGCAGUAAAGGAGACAUGGGUGAGAUUGGACUUCCAGGACAGAGGGGGCUGCAGGGGCUGCCAGGAGCAGUGGGACCUAUGGGCCCCAUGGGGCCACGAGGACCAAUGGGAGAAAGAGGCCUUCGUGGUUUCCCUGGAUCUGCUGGACCCCCUGGACCAGCAUCUGUUGGACCUCCAGGACCUCCAGGGAAGCCUGGUACUCCGGGGGAUGAAGGAAACAUCGGACCAGAGGGCCCUCCUGGACCAAGAGGUGGUAAUGGGCUUCCAGGACCCCCUGGGCCCCCAGGACCACCAGGACCCGCAGGGCCUCCCGGUGCUGGGAAUCCUGAGGGAAGUGGGGAGACUCAGUGUCAGGCUACAUGCCCGGCCGGACCUCAGGGGCUGCCCGGUCUGCCAGGGAUGAUGGGACAACACGGCCUGCCUGGCUUGGACGGCGUUCCAGGCAGUCAAGGUGAAAAGGGAGAGCGAGGAGCCGCUGGAGAGCCAGGUCCUCCUGGACGCCCUGGAGAAGAUGGCCAGAGAGGUCCAAUUGGAUUCCCUGGAGCUCAUGGGGAUGAAGGAGAUCGGGGCCCUCCAGGAUUUAACGGUAUCCCAGGACCAACAGGACCACCAGGAUCUCCAGGUGUUGAAGGCAUCAGAGGGCGGCAGGGACAUCCAGGACCGAAAGGAGAUGAUGGUGUGAUCGGAGCCCCGGGUGAGAAUGGAGCUACAGGUGCCAAGGGUGACACUGGUGAGCCAGGAAAGCAUGGUUCUGAUGGAGACCCAGGAGCUCCAGGAGAGAAGGGAGAGCCAGGGCUUCCCGGAGCCAUCGGUGUCAGAGGAAUUGUAGGAAUUCCCGGUUUGCCAGGAAAACAAGGACUCGUAGGGUCUGCAGGUCAAAAGGGUGAAACUGGUGCUGUUGGACUGACUGGUCCAAUUGGGCUUCCCGGUAAAGAUGGUGCACCUGGACCUGCAGGAGAAGAUGGAACUCCAGGAGCCAAAGGAGCCACUGGUGAAACAGGAAAACAGGGUCCCGUCGGCCCAGCGGGGCCACCAGGAAUACUGGGAGAUAAAGGUGACCAGGGAUUCAUGGGUCCUCCUGGAAUCAAAGGUCACACGGGUCAUAAAGGAGACCAGGGUCCGAUUGGUCCAGUUGGUCCUAAAGGUAGUGAGGGUAAUCCAGGUGUUGCAGGAGAACCAGGCGUGAAGGGUGAUCAGGGGCCUCCUGGGAUUCCUGGCAUCAAAGGAGAGCUUGGAGAGAAAGGCCAGAGAGGAGCUACAGGUGCUGAUGGUCAUCCAGGACAGCCAGGUCAUGAGGGUCUGACCGGCCCCCAGGGGGCGAGAGGUUUGGAAGGGGAGAGAGGACUGACUGGACCACCAGGCCCCAGAGGAGUUCCUAGCCCAAAGAUGAGUGACGAGAAGAUUCGUGAAAUUUGUUCGGCUGUUGUUGAAGAACAUUUAGAUGCAUAUAAGAAAGAACUGGCCAAGAAGCCUCUACCUCUUGGGGCUCCUGGAACUCCAGGACCCAUGGGGCCACCCGGACCAGCAGGGACAGCAGGAGAGGCCGGACCCAGAGGACUUGUGGGCCCCAAGGGGCCUCCAGGAUACUAUGGCCUUCCUGGAAAUCCAGGAGCCAAAGGUGAUGCAGGACAAAAAGGUGAUAAAGGAGAUAAUGGGAUCGGAAUUCCAGGAAUUCCUGGAGAACCCGGACCACAAGGACCAGCUGGCAAGCGUGGCAUCGGUAAGGAUGGCAUCGACGGUGCCAGAGGAGAAGCUGGUGUACCUGGAUCCCAUGGUACCCCUGGGGCAAGAGGGCCCCGGGGCACCCCCGGUCUCUGUGAUCCUUCAAGCUGCUUCAGGCUUCAACCUUUUUAUCUGUUCGGUGGGAAAAAUCGGUGAACAUCAAGGGUCCAUGAACAGAAACAUAGAAAUCUUCUAGAAACCUUCAUCACAAUGAUCGGAAACACAGAGACAGUCCAUUUCCGAUAAACUUGAAGAGACUUCACAGAAAACGAGUGAACGAACAAACUGUUGUAUAGAGACAUACAGAUGCAGGUUUGAUGGUGGAUAAAAUUCAUAUGGUUAUUGAGCCUUGUACAACAUACACUAGAAUGGUUGGGAAGAAAAUAUCAAAAAUUUUUCUUUUUUUUUUUUCUUUCAGAAGGUGUAAAUAGCUGAAAAAUAAAUAAAAAUGAUUAGAA
Xyrauchen texanus (razorback sucker) is the source of this 3276-nucleotide messenger RNA. RefSeq names its product collagen alpha-1(IX) chain-like. Bases 179 to 2974 code for a protein of 931 amino acids. Lineage: Eukaryota; Metazoa; Chordata; Actinopteri; Cypriniformes; Catostomidae. The record is from RefSeq and is a predicted model, not a curated record. The transcript is spliced from 38 exons.